UUUGCCAUCACUCGUCUGUUGUGCGUGCUUCACGGCGGUGGCUUCCGUGCUCGGUUCGGUGAAAAAGUGAAAUUUGCUGCUUUAAAUCCCCCAGGACAGUGCUAGAAAUCGCUUCAAUUUGCUCCCCGAACGUUCAGUCGAGAUUGUCGUUGUCCGUUUUUUUGGGGGUGUCGAAGUUUGCUUGAAGAGUCAUCACCAUGGACGAUAGCAACGACCAGAACAGUCGUGACCGGUCGAGGCGCAAUGAUCGGGGACGUAACAACUCCCGGUACAGCAACGAUCGGGACCGCAGCCGGGACAGGGACCGCGACCGGAGCGAGUGCCGACGGAUUUACGUUUCGAACGUGCCGUACGAGUACCGCUGGCAGGAUUUGAAGGACCUGUUCCGCAAGGAGGUCGGCGAUGUGUCGUUUGUGGAGUUGUUCCACGACGAGAGCAACAAACCGCGCGGCUGCGGCAUCGUUGAGUUUGAGAAGGCCGAGCACGUGCAGUCCGCGCUGGACAAGAUGAACCGGUUUGAUAUUAACGGGCGCCAGCUGGUCAUCAAGGAGGACUACGGCAACGAGCGCGACAAGUACGGCCGGGUGGUGCCCAAGUCGUUCCGCGGGGGUGGCGGAGACGGCGGUGGUGGUGGUGGCGGCGGCGGCGGUGGCCGGGACAACGAUAACCGUGGUCGCCGGGAUCGGGACGAUGAUCGAAUUUCGGGGCGCGACGACGGCGGUGGCUUCAAUCCGGACUUCAACACGUACGGUCUCAGCAUCAAGUUCUUGGAGGGGCUCGGCAUUCAGGGCCCGCUGCACACCCGCAUCUUCAUUGCCAACCUUGACUACAAGGUCGAUGCGAAAAAGCUCAAGCAGGUGUUCAAGUUGGCUGGAAAGGUUCAAAAUGUUGAUCUUUCGGUUGACAAGGACGGCAACAGUCGUGGUUUCGCAGUCAUUGAGUACGAUCAUCCGGUUGAGGCGGUCCAGGCCAUCUCGAUGUUUGACCGGCAAAUGUUGUUCGACCGUCGCAUGACUGUGCGUCUUGACCGGGUGCCGGAGAAGGGCGAGCUGAACCGUCUGCCCGAGGGUCUCAAGGGUAUCGGCAUUGGGCUCGGUCCGAACGGCGAGCCGCUGAAGGACGUUGCGCGCAAUCUUCCGUCACUGCAGCAGAACAAUCAAGUUCUGAACAAUUCCAUCCAGAACGCGGCUCCGACGCCGGUGCAGCCUCCGCUGGGUGCGAAUCUGCUGGGCGCGGGCAACACCCUGUCCGGGUUGAACAGCAAUUUGGCCGCCCAGUUGAGUAGCGUCGUUGGGCUGUCCAACCUGACCGGUAAUCUGCAGAACUCGAUCUUGUCCAAUGCUGCGGCCGCUGGUUUGUCCAAUCUGACCGGGCUUGGGGGCCUGGGCGGAGGGGCGGGUGGUGCCGGCGGCUUGGGCGCUGCCGGCCUCGGCGGAAUCGGCAGUGGGGCGUCCGGAUUGGCCGGUCUCGGUUCGCUCGGCGGCGGUAACGACGGGGGUCUCGGCAACAGCUUCAACCAAAACUACUCGUCCGGCGGCUUCGGCAACAGCGGAGUCGGCGGCAACCGCAACAACGACUACGACCUCGGAUCGAACGUCCGCAACUACAGCACCGCACCGAACGAUGACUACGGCCGCAACUACGGCAACAUCAACAACGGCAACAACAACCGCAAGUCGUCCGAUACGAUCAUUAUUCGUAACAUGCCGUCGGCCUGGACGUGGCAAACGCUGCGCGACAAGUUCCGCGACGUCGGCGAGGUCAAGUUUGCCGAGAUCCGAGGACAGGACACCGGCGUGGUUCGCUUCGCCAAGGAGCGUGAUGCCGAGGUUGCCAUCAAAAUCAUGGAUGGUUCCCGGUUCGACGGUCGCACCGUGGACGUCACCUACUUCUAAGUAUUUGAGCGAGGGAUGUGAGUGGGUGUGUGUGUGGGUUUCUGCUGUCAUCGCUGUUCGUGUUGCGCGUAGGUUCGACUCGACUUUUACUCUGGGUUGCCCAUUUCGUUGAAAUCGGUAUCGUUUUUAGUUUGCUCAACAUUCUUUAACUUUCGAUCAAUUGGACAAAGUCAGGCUUUUUUUGAGUUUCGCUCUUCGACACACACACACACACACACACACAGGGAUGAUAGCGGUAGCAGUUUUAUUGAUUAAGGGAUCGCGUGCACACACACAAUAUUGCAUACACAAGACUAGGAUUACUUGCUUUAAGUUAAUACACUUCAAGACGAUUCCGCAUGAGGAGAAUGUGCGUUCUGCGUUCGGUUCCGUAACACGAAAUGGGGCCGCUUUUCAUCUCGGUGGCGCAGCAGAUUUCCCUCUUUUCCCCCUCUUUAGUAGUCAGUUGUUCAAGCGCGUGUGGUCGACCAGAUUAGACAGGUUGAAGUAGGGUAUCGAGCUGUCCAGUUUGCAUGAAGGUGUAGUAGGAUGGGCGAGUUCAAUGUUCGACAAGUGCAAAUCUGACGAUGUGUACGCGGCGACGGUGCGCACGAUUGGUAAACAAUAAAGAAUAAUAUACAACACGUAA
This is a messenger RNA of Culex pipiens pallens (northern house mosquito), 2523 nucleotides long. It is a transcript of the gene rump, whose product is annotated as myelin expression factor 2. Gene Ontology annotation, molecular function: mRNA binding. The record is from RefSeq and is a predicted model, not a curated record. The transcript is spliced from 6 exons. Lineage: Eukaryota; Metazoa; Arthropoda; Insecta; Diptera; Culicidae. Bases 198 to 1895 code for a protein of 565 amino acids. Gene Ontology annotation, cellular component: nucleus; cytoplasm.